AUGCUUUUGAGCGCAAGUCUCCUCCCACGGUUGAGGCUGUUCCAGAAAUCCUCCGAGCCAAGACCCUUGUUCUGGGGGAGCUUGAUCCAGAUGGGUGGUAGUGAGGAACCUUCCAAAGAGCCAUCAAAUCCCACCCUGGCUGAUCGUGAGGAACCUUCCAAAGAGCCAUCAAGUCCCAUUAGUGGCGAUGGUCAGGAACCUUCCAAAGAGCUACCAAGUCCAGCCAGGGGUGAUGGUGAGGAACCUUCCAAAGGCACACCAAGUCGCACCAGACAAAAUGGUGAGGAACCUUCCAAAAACCAAUCACGCUCCUCCAAGAGUGAUGGUGCGGAACCUUUCAAGGAGCCAUCAAGUCCAACCAAAGGUGAUGGUGAGGAACCUUCCAAAGAGCCGUCAAGUCCCAUUAGGGUUGAGGGUGAGGAGCCUUCCAAAGAGCCAUCACGAGCCACCGAUUUGUCGGAGCCUGUCUUGGAGCAGCAGCCGCCCAAGUGUGAUGCUCCUGCACGUGGCAUUUCGGAAGAGGUUGACGCGAAGGAGGUUAUGGCAAGGACAAAGCAUAUUAGCCCACCUACACAGACCAAACUAACACGGGGGAGGCAGAACGUUAAAGGGAAUGAAGGUGAAGGGGAUGAGGAAGAGCCAGGUUCAGGGGAAGAGGAGGAAGAGGAGGAAGAAGAAGAGCCAAAGGAAAGGAAGAGGACUGGUAGGAAGGAAGCAGCGGGAAAAGGGCAGGAUGAGGGAAAGGCUGGACAGGCGAGGAAACCUCGGGGAAAGGCAGCAGCAAAGCCAAAGGCAAAGGGAAAGGAGAGGAAUUCUCGGAAGGUCAAGGAUGGGCGAAAGGAUGAGAGGGCGGAAGAGGUAAAGGAGACGGAAGCAAUGGGAAAGCGCCAAAGGAAGAAGGAUAAGGAGCAGCUACAGGCAGAGGCGGAACAACCAGUGGAGAAGCCGAAGGAUAAGGCCAAAGGAAGGAAGGAUAAGGAGCAGCCACAGGAAGAGUUGGGCACGGGUGGCAAAAGUUUGGAGGGGGAGGAGGAGAAGGAUGAAAAAGGACAGGGCAACCAGAGAAAGGCAGAUGCAGGAGAGGAGGCGAACGGCAGGCCCGAGGCAAAGGCAAAGGCACAAGGUCGAAAAAAGAAGGUUUAUGAGACACGAGAAGAAGCAGAAAGGGCCGCUAAGCGUAGCCGCCAGAGUUCUGCGUACAGUGUGGAAUACAGGAAGGCUUUGCCAAUCCAUGGGGAGGAGGAAGCAAGAAAGAGGGCGCGCAAGGCAUACGCCUGGACGAAAUGA
Messenger RNA from Durusdinium trenchii, 1287 nucleotides. The record is from the annotation of a GenBank genome assembly. NCBI's taxonomy places the organism in Eukaryota, Dinophyceae, Suessiales, Symbiodiniaceae.